Molecule: messenger RNA, 1071 nt
Organism: Micropterus salmoides (largemouth bass)
Lineage: Eukaryota; Metazoa; Chordata; Actinopteri; Centrarchiformes; Centrarchidae
Gene: nol12
Product: nucleolar protein 12
Exons: 6
Coding region: 63-773 (236 amino acids)
Cellular component (GO): nucleolus
Molecular function (GO): RNA binding
Source: RefSeq, a predicted model, not a curated record
AAAUGACGUACUCCUAAAUACGACAAGCCGGAAGUAUUGUUGGGUAAACUCACGUGUACAACAUGAAAAAUACAAAAAAGCACAAAAAUGUGUCCAACAAGUCUAAAUUCAAGCCAGGAUCCAAGAAAAGAGAAAACAAGUGCAUCGUCAUGUUCGACGACAAAGAAAGACAGGACUAUUUAACUGGUUUCCAUAAGCGAAAGGUGGAAAGGAGGAAGGCAGCAGUGGCAGAAAUUCGAAAGAAAAUCAAGGAAGAGCAGAUCAGAGUCCGAGAAGAAAGACAUAAGGAAUACAUUAAAAUGCUGAAGGAGAGGAAGGAAGCACUUGCUGCAGCUGAAGAUGAUCUGGAAGAUAUGAUAACAAGUACUGCAGAGUCUGUGCAGUAUGAUCACCCCAACCACACCGUCACUGUGACAACCAUCAGUGAUCUGGACCUCACAGGGGCUCACCUACUUGGACCUGCAGCAAAUCAGGUUCCAGGGGAGGGCGUGGAUGAAGAAAAGGGGGAUGAAGAGGAGGAGAAAACAAGUGCAAUGCCAAGAAAAGCUGGGUGUCCAAUCAUCAACAAAAAGAUCCGCUCCCUAACUGCGUCGCUCAACAAUUACACUACCAAGCGGAAGAGGAAAGGGAAGCAGGAAGGCCGAGGAGGACGAGGCCGUCAGACAGACAAGAGACCUGGUGUCACAACGAGUAAAAACAGAGCCGGAAGGACCACUAAGUCGCAGAGACGUCGACAGACUGGGAAAAGGGUGCAUUAUCGGGACGAAAGAUGAACAAGAGAACAAAUAUAAUAUGGAGUUUGAACUGUAUAGAGAAUUAAUUUCCCACAGAAUUUGGAGGAAUUAUGCCCCUGUUUUUGAGCAGGAUGUUUGUAAAAUUAACACAAGCUGACGUGGACGCUUAGUGACUGGACAUCCCUCACUAUUUCCACAGCACCUGCCUCUUGAAAUCCUGUCUCAAAUUUAUACAUUUUUCAAAGCAAAAGUGUUUUUGUAGUGUUACUUCUUAAACGUAUACAAACUGUAAUGUAUUUGCCUUUAUUUUCAUUGAAUAAAAGAUUAAUCUUGCUAA